Apis cerana (Asiatic honeybee) is the source of this 2718-nucleotide messenger RNA. Its product is annotated as phosphatidate cytidylyltransferase, mitochondrial. Gene Ontology annotation, molecular function: phosphatidate cytidylyltransferase activity. Gene Ontology annotation, cellular component: mitochondrion. Lineage: Eukaryota; Metazoa; Arthropoda; Insecta; Hymenoptera; Apidae. Gene Ontology annotation, biological process: cardiolipin biosynthetic process; CDP-diacylglycerol biosynthetic process. The record is from RefSeq and is a predicted model, not a curated record.
CAAAUUUCUAUGUAGCCAAUGUAAAUCAGAUUAUACAUACUAAAUGUAUGUAAGUACAAUUCAAGUAGUCAUAUUUUUCUAGAUUCAAUGCAAAGCAUAUUCCAAUGUUAUAAUUUCGUUGUUUAUUUAUGUCAGUUUAUUUUAAAUUAAUUAUAUUAUUGAAAUUGAUUCAUUAUAAUAAAUCUUCGAUAUACAAUAUUUCAUCAACUUAUUUAAUAUUUGAGGAUAAAGAAGUAUUAUGCAGAAUUAAAGCUAUUGAGUGCUUUUACAUAAAAUUUGAUUGUAUUGUUGAUGUCUCAGUAUAAUGGAAAAAUUGAUAGGAAUUCAUCAAUUAAAAGAUAUACUUAAAAAUUUUCCAAGAAAUAUAAAGUUUUGUUUUGCAUAUGGAUCUGCAGCAUUUAAACAAUUAAACAAUGAAUCUAACAAUAUGGUGGAUCUUAUAUUUGUUGUUCGUAAUGUAAACCAAUGGCAUGCUGAAAAUUUAAAACUUAAUCCUAAACAUUAUGCUCAACCAUUAAGAUUUCUUGGACAUAAAGCAAUUACUAAUGUACAAGAAAAAUGGGGUGCUAAAGUAUAUUAUAAUACAUUAGUUAAAAUGAAAGAAGGAUAUACUAUCAAAUAUGGUGUUGUUUCUGAAGUAUCAUUAGUAGAAGAUUUAUUAGAUUGGACUGAUAUAUAUUUAGCCGGAAGAUUACAUAAACCAGUUAAAAUACUUAUGGAACCAAAUGAAUAUUCUCAAUUAACUACAGCUUUAGUACAAAAUUUACAUUCAGCAGUACAUGCAGCUUUAUUAUUACUUCCACAGCAUUUUACAGAAAUUGAUUUUUAUAAAACUAUCACUGGCUUAUCUUAUAAUGGUGACUUUCGAAUGACUUUUGGUGAAAAUAAAGAAAAAAUUAAUAACAUUGUUCUGCCUCAGUUGACAUACUUUAAACAAUUAUAUAGUCCAAUUUUACAACAUUUUGAAAAUUAUGUUGAUAUUCCAAAAUCUGACAAAAUGGCUGUCAUAUGCCAUCAAGAUAUAAGUCCUGCAACAAAAAUACAUCACUUAAAUCAAUUACCAAGAAUACCACAAGUUAAUCUUGUUAGAGCAUGGUCUCAAGGUCCAAGAUCAAAAGAUACUGAAGAUUGUUUACGUGCAAUAGCUUAUGAUCCUGAUUGUGGGGAAAUAUUGGAAGAAUGUUUAAAAGAAAUUAUAUGGAGAUCUAGUAUUUCUCAAAGUCUAAAAGGAAUUGCAACUGCUGGAUUUGUGAAAUCUAUUCAAUACAGUACAACAAAAAUAAUGAAAAUGUUACAAACAAGUCCACAGAUAACUUCUCUUCCAAAACUAGAAUCAAGUCAAACUAAAGUUGAAAGAAUAAUGGAAAGUGUGAAGAACGAAACUCAAUCAAAGGAAACAGAUAAACGCGUAGAAUAUAAUUAACUAUGACUACAAUGGAUUCUGAUUCUGAAAGUCAAGACAGUGAUGAUGGACGGCGAUUUCGUUUUGAAGCUACUCGUAAAGAUAAUAUACAACUGGAUACAAAGAUGAGAAAAUUAUCAAGUUUAAAAUCACAACAAGAAUCACGUUAUAGUAUAGAGCGUAAAAAUAAAAAAGAUAAAUUUAAACGGAAUUAUAAUAGAGAGGAACAUAAACAUUCAACAGAAUUAAAUAAUGAUAAUAGAGAUUCUAAAUAUUCUACUAAAUAUUCAAAAAAUGAGACAAAAAGACGUGAAAAUAAUAAAGAUUAUAAAAAUUUAAAGGAUAUUAGUUUGGAUACUAAAAGUAUUCCAUUAUCUUCGAAACACAAAACAAAAGAGACAAAGAAAUACAAAAGUCAAGAUCGAAAUGAACAUCUAAAUAAUAAAUCUCAACAACGAUGUCAUAGCAGAAAUGAAAAUGAUAAAUCACAAAAUGACAAACAAAAAAACAAAUGUCAUGAAAAAUAUAAUAAACAUCAUACUUGUGAUAGAAAUCGUGAUAAAAGUAAUCAGACAUGUAAAAUGAGAUCUGAAGAUUGUAAGUUUCGAGAAGAAUUUGAAAAAUAUAAUAUUCAUAAAAAAAUAUCAGUGAAAGAAGAUGAAAAAAAAUUUUUGUCCAAAAAUAUAAAACAGGAUUAUUGCAAUAAUGAAUCAUUAACAGAGAGAGAAGUAGAAAAAGUGGAAAGUCAAGAAUAUAAUGAAUUAAAUUUAUCUGAAUUUAAUAUUCUAUCAGGUGAAAAUACUAAUAUUUCAAAUGUAAAAAAUAAAAAUUCAUUAUUACAACUACAUGAUAAGAAUUCAAAAAAAGAAUAUUUUAAUAAUGAACAUAAUGAUUCAUCAAAAAAACACAUAAUGGAAAUCGAAACAAUGGAGAAAUUAUCAAAGGUAAAUGCAAGGAAGAAUGAUUUAUUUUGUGGUUCCAGUAAUAAUAAUUCUGGUACCAUUUCAGAUAUCUUAUUAAAUACUACAUCACCUAUAUUGAUGGAAUCGAGGAAAAACAUAAUUGAUUUAAAUAAUAGGGCAAUAAUAUGUUCUUCUUCACCAGAAGAAAACAUGUACAUUACUGAAUCAACUUCCUUGCAUCUCAGUAAUUCUGUAAAAGUAACAGAUAUUAAUGAAAAAAUUACAACAUACGGGCCGGCUUUACCACCGCAAUUAAAAACUGAUCUUUCCAAUAAUAUGGAAUCAAAUAAAGAUUUUAUAGGACCUUGUUUACCAAAAAAUGAUGCACAAAAUAUAAAUGAAAAAAUAGAAAAA